AGAGUGUAAGUCAACCCUCACGCAGUGUCUACGUCUACAAUAGCAGUACAAAUUUCAUCUACCCCGCUAUUCUGUAGCAUAAGUCCACAACAACCACAAAUUACAGUAUGACUUUCUACGCCCGGCGACUUCUACAACGAGCUUCUAACCCUAUGUACUCGCUUUCAUCAAUCUUUGUGUCCUUGAAGUAGAUACUUCUUUAUUCUUUAGGCCUGCUCACUGCUCUCAUGCAAACAAUGUUCUCCACUAAACUGUCUUAGCACGACAUUGUCAUGGUAAAGAAGAUGGCAGUGGCUGCUUCGCAGCCGAACGCAGCAGCGGCUACACCAGCCGCAACGUUCCCUCCACCUCCCCCCGCUUCCACCUACGAUGCCCCGGUUACGAAAUAUCACCCAAAAGUCGCAAUCGUCACGAGCGGAACCCGGGGAAUCGGCUUUGAGCUGGUUUCCUACCUGUUGGAAGCACGGUAUACCGAGGAUGAGCUGGAGCAAAAAGUGAAGCAGGUGGUGCCAAGGAGAGGCGGGGAUGUUGAAAUAGAAGCAGCUUUUUCGUCUGCAGCGGGGGAAGAGCAGCUCGUUUUUGAAGAUGAACACUUGAGCGCGAUUGAAGAGGAAGACGUGGAUAUGUUGGAUGUUGAGCUGCUGGAUGCCGAUAUGGUCAUAUCCCACGGAAAAAAAAACCAUUUCCCUCGUCCAAUUUGUCAUGCAAAAAAAUACGUAUGUUGAAAUAGAGCCUGCAUGAUUCGUCUUGCAAAGAAUGAAUGGGGAUGGUUUUUUUUUCUGUGGAUAGGUAAACGCGAAUGACGAGGACGACGACCUUCUGGUACAAGGAAGUCACGCCUUGAAGAAGAAGGGCCACGGAGCCAAGGAACUAUCGAAGUUGGCGAAGAUGAAUAAAGGCCCGCAACUGCAAGCAGCUGGUGUGGCUACUUCUAGCACUCGUUCCAUCGGCGGAGCCGCUGGGGCAGCUUCUACAAAGAAAAGGAAGAUGAAUGAGAAGGCCCCCGAGUCUGUGUCUGACAACGAGCGGAUCACAACUGUGAGUCGACUUUCCGCUGCGUCCUCCGACGGGAUGAAUGAUAAGGUUCAGCAGGGCGAGAAGAAAGCGAAAAAAGCCGCAAACGAACCUCCGACCCCGGCACGACUGGGUUCUAGCAAGGCGGCGCGCAAACGAAAAUCUCAAUUGUCGCUAGACAAAUCCCCUUCAUCCCAGAGAAGCUCCUCUCCUAGUGGUCCACCUUCCAGUCCGAGCAUGCUCUCCUCCUCCGAAUCUUCGGAAGAAGACAUGUCCGCAAAAUCCCCCUCCGCAGGAGCCUCCCCAACGGGUAAGAACAAGAAAACCAAACCUCCCUGCCCCUGCUGCGGGGAAGACUGCGGGAAGGACAAGCCGGUGAAGCUUUCUAACGUGCCCAUUUUUGACCGCAUCAUCGUCACAACCCUCACCGAGGAAGACGGGGUGCACUGUACGCAAUACAAAUUUCCCGCACGCACACAGACACACGACGUACGAAAUGCAUGACAAUCUUCGCUACCUUGUAGUGUCACACCUGUCAACAUGCCGAGUAAGAUUGAAUGCACGUUUUGCCAUGCAGAUGAAACAGUGCCUGGAUGAAUGUGUACGGGAAAUUUACUGUGGAUACACUGCGAAAAAAAGCUCCUGAAAGCCGAGUCCCUGACCCCCGAGGACCUCCAAUCUCACCGGUUUAUGCGGUUCGUGUUGGACAUCACCGACGCAAAGCAGCGAUAUCCUGAGUAAAAACGUCCCCACACCGGAGUCAAGAUGGGAAAUCUGCUAGACAAAUCAGACAGCUUUGGUCAUCUCGCAUGACAAGCCUGUCCUCGUAGUGUAAUCCUCUUUAGCUAGUUGCGAAGCAUCACAGAUCUAGUACAUCGCGCUGAUUCUAGCAUCACAAAUCCCAAAACGCGACUAGAGAAUGGCUCUCAUGGGGCUCCGCAUGAGAAACUUUUUUGGCAUCCCUCUUUGCAUGACAACGCUGGGGCGGGGACGUUUUUGCUCAGGAUAAGCGAAGCGAUUUCGUCACGUUCCUCGGGAAGCAGUUCUUUAACCUGGAGCGACUGACCUUUGAAGUGGACCGGAAUCGCUGGGACUACAAAAAGCACCGCUUGUACAUAUCAAAUGCAAAAGCAUCGUACUGGUAUAAAUCGCACGAUAAAUUUCCUCAGCAUGAGAAAUAAUAAUCUGUAAUGCGGAUUUAACUUGAGAAAGAAACUUGUAAUGCAUGACUGCGAUUACUACGAGCGCGAUACUUUUGCACAGGAUAGCACAAGGAUUACAACGAUUUGAAGCAGCGGAUGAUAUCAAAUGCAAAAAUGUCUGGGUGUGGAAGAUCGGAACUUGUGAUGCUAACUUUGGAGUCUAGAAAAAUCUGUAUUGCAUGACCAGCAAGAGGAGUCUAGUUUGUGCUACGCGGGGAGGGCGUUUGUCAUGCGGAAUAGGCAUCAGGAAGCCCUCUCAAAAUCUGUGAUGCGCGGUCGUGCACUACAGACAUCCUGCGUCAUGCAAAACAUGCAUGACAAAAUUCAGAAUCUUCCAGACCCAGACACUUUUACACUUCAUAGAUGAAGGAAGAUUACGAUAUGGACAUGGAAUGCUUUGACAGCGAAGACGAGGCGGACUUUAUCGACCGCCAGUGGGAGCCGGGCGGAUUUCGUGUGGAAAGAAGUCCUGCUAACCGGUCCUCGCGGAGUGCGCAGAUCAAGGGACCACUGUUGAGGUCGGUCGACAGCAUAUCACCAGAAAAAAGUGUUACAGUUACACAUUUGCUUGGAGUUUCUGCAUCACAAAUUUUCUGUGUGUGGCAGACAGAACUUGUAAUGCAAAGAUCAUAAAGGGAAAAUACGUAGGAAACGAGGCUCGCAAGCAUUUCCUGCACGACAAAAGUUGUCUCUCUUGCGGCUCCUGCAACACAAUGUGUAACUGUAACACUACUUUUUUCUUUGCAUACAGCACGCCGUUCUUGCGGCAUUUGCUACAGACGGAGGAUAUUUACGAGAUGGCCUUAUGAACUGCAAAAGUAUCGUACUACUUAGUAGUAAUUGCAAUACAAAUUAGCUCAGCGCGACAAAUGGAAUUUGUCAUGCUGUUUUGCCUUGGGAUGUUGGAGAUUUGUAAAUGCAUAACUGCGAUUACUACGAGUACGAUACUUUUGCACAGCAUAUGCCUUGGCGUUUGACAAAAUGCAGCUCGAGAAGUACCGCUUUGCGCGGGAUACCGUCUUGGGCAUCGUGCGGGACGAUGAAAGGAACAAGCCGAUGAAAGGGGAACAAAACAGUAACAGGGAGGAAACAGGAACGAGCACUUCGUUCUUGAGCUGCAAACAGCAAGACAAAUCGAAAUCCACUUCGUCUUCUGUAAACAACAAGAGCCUGAACAAACUGAACCCGGGAAGGGGCGCAAAAGCCGUGAUCAAUUUUGGAACAACGACAAGCAGCAAAGCAAACAAAAUCUCCGCCGCGGAGCAAAUCCGGCGCGAAAACCUAUUGAUAGACGCCGGCAUUCCGCUGAAACCGCCGAAACGAGCGGCUUCCCUGAUGGUACGGGAGUACAAAGAAGCGCGGGAGCGGGAGGAAAGGCAAGCCAGUUUGGCACGGAAUGGGGAAGUAGAUUAUUUGCAAGGCGUAAGCUUCGGGCGGAAUAAACAGGAAAUGACCGCGGAAGAGCACUUAUGCUGUGCAAAAGUAUCGUACUCGUAUAAAUGCAUCAGAAGUUUCCUCAGCAUGAGAAAUGAAAUUUGUAAUGCUGAUUUGCCUUGGGAACAAGAUUUGUGAUGCAAGACUUCCAUUUAUACGAGUACGAUACUUUUGCAGUUCAUAGCACUUCCUGACAAACAACAUUCUCGGCUCUGCGGAUUUCUUCCUGAUCAACAACGCGGGAGUGUUGAUUGACAAAUGGACGGCGGAGGCUAUGCAUUGCAAAAGUAUUUUGUACUAGUAUACUAUAAAUCGUACGACAAAUUUCCUCAGCGCGAAAAAUGGAAUUUGUAAUGCGGAUUUGACUUGAUAAAGAAUUUUGUAAUGCUGGUGCAUGACUACGAUUACUACGGUACGAGUACGAGGAUACUUUUGCAAUGCAUAGAGGCCUGCGAAAAGCAGUUGCUGGUAAACUGCGUGGGGCACUUGGAUUUGACGGAGAGGAUUUUGGAGCUAUUGUUCGAACCGGCGCACAUAUGAGAGUGCACAAUUCCUCGUCCCCCUCUUCAUUUGUAUGGCACAAACAGCAAUAUAAGCCUAAGCGUCAACAAGAAUGCAGGUUUUGCAUGACAACUUUGCACAAGAUUGUAGUGGUGCUAACAAGUACUUGGGCUGCCGAAACUUGUCAUGCGAACAGUGCCAAGAGGCAACUCGUGGGUUUGUUUUUUUCGCAUUACAAAUGAGGGGGAGGGGGACUUGUGCACCCUCAUAACACACCGUUCAGAUGGAAGAAGUGGCGAGUGACGAGCUUUUUUUGGGCCACAAUUAUAUAAAUGGAGUUGCAACUACUUCUACGUCAUCAAAAAUGACGAGCAGCAAAAUGAAAACUACAACCACAAGUGCGGGAGCCAGUCACGGUCUAUUUGCGCCGGACGAGCAAGGUAACGAUACUAGCGCCGAUGUUGAACUAUGAACUGCAAAAGUAUCGUACUCGUAUAAAUGCAUUACAAAUCUCCUCAGCAUGAGAAAUAAAAUUUGUAAUGCGAAUUUACCUCAAGAAAAACAUUUGUAAUGCAUCAUUGCAAUACGAGUGCGAUACUUUUGCACAGGAUAUGAAAAUUCUCCGAAAAUGCGCACCAAGAUGAAGCAGAAGAUGGUAACUUCCGCCCUGCUAUGCAUUGCAAAAAUGUCUGGGUCUGGAAGGUUGGAACUUGUGAUGCUAGUUUUGGACGCGAAAAAAAUCUGUAUUGCGUGACCAGCAAGAGGAGCCCAGGAGUCUAUGCUACGCGGGAAGGGCAUUUGUAAUGCGGGAUAGGCAUCAGGAAGACCUCUAAAGAUAUGCGAUGCUAGAUCAUGCAUUACAGACAUACUGAGUCAUGCAAAAUAUGCAUGACAAACCUGGCAACCUUCCAGACCCAGACACUUUUGCAUUUGAUACCUGCUUUCGCCGGAGGAGAAACAAAAGCAGGCGAAGAAGAACAACAGCAAGAAAGCACCAGGAACAACGUCUUCUGGUGCAUCAGCAUCAAAGGUCCUCCCGGUCCGGAAAGCAGACGCUUCGAUCAAGAAAACUGGCACAGCUGCAGGGAAGAAGAGCAAGGCCCCGGAAGUAGGAGCUGCUGCUGCGAAAGCUAAGGCAAAAGUGGUGGCAGGGAAGGGAAAUAAAGUUUCUAGUUGCACCAGCAACAAGAAAGCGAAAAUCAUCGAGUUAGACGACGAUAGUGCAAGCGAAGGAGGAUCUUAUCCGACUGAUGUGAAGCCCCCGUUAUUAACCUACCCCCACGCCGUCGCGCGGCCGACGGUUUCUCACCGCGCCCACUCCUUUCAGGUCGUUUGUGUCUCAGGCGGGUUUGGCCAGCUGCAGGAAAGCACGGUGGCGUACCGGCGGCAGCUAUUGUCUCUACCCUUUCAACUACCAGACGACAAUAACGACAGCGUUCUCGGGGCAUUUUUGGGAAAAAGGACGCAAGACUUGCUCUUGACCAGUCGGCUCCCGGUGCCGACAAACUGCUUGACCAGCACGGGUGGGGCGAAACUAGUGAACAACGAACUUUGUCAUGGGAUCACCGGAAUAGCAGCUGGAAGUGGUUCCAAUGCGAGCAGUCCGAAGCUGGUGAUGGGCAAAAAAGCCAGCGGCUCAACCUCUAGCAAUGCCAGUGUUUCGUCGAAAAAGGAGAACGAGAAGACCGCAUCGAAGUCGUCCGCUGGUGCAGCUGCACCGGUCGCGGCGGCGGUGGGCAAAAAGAAAAGCAGCAAUAAAAUACCUGCAAACACAGCUACGACAACGCUACUUGGAUCUUCUGCCGCAUAUGAAUGGCAAAAGUAUCGUACUCGUAUAAAUGCAUUACAAAUUUCCUCAGCGUGAGAGAUAGAAUUUGUAAUGCUGAUUUUUCUUAAGAGAAAGAUUUGUAAUGCAUGACUGCAGUACAAGUACGAUGCUUUUGCACAGGAUACCACAACGACCGCAACGAAUCCAAACGAAUUGAACGUUGAAAAAUUUGUCCCGAUCUCUAUCACAAGAAAAAAUUGUUACAGUUACACAUUGUGUUGCAGGCCAAGCAAGACAGACAAGCUUUGUCAUGCCGGAUAUGCAUAGGAGCCUCGUUUCAUGGGUGCUUUCCCGUAGGAUUUCUGCAUUACAAGUUUUCUCUCUCAUGCAGAGAAAUUUGUGUUGCUGAAUUCACUACAAAUGUGUAACUGUAACACUUUUCCCUUGGAUAAUCUCCGCACGUUGUUUACUACCGAGCAACAACCUUGUCAGGCCGACACCGCAGCCGAAGUGCUGCACUUGGUACGACUACGAUGAACAUUUGAAGGAAAGCUAUCGGAGGGAAAACAGGUUUGGAUCACGUCAAAUGCUUCUUGCGUGAAGCAGAGCUUUUGUCAGAAAAGUGAACGACUCUACUUUUGCAGUUUCAUCAUGAUCUCUUUUAAACAAAAAAAUCCGAAAGACGAGCUCUUCUACUUCUUCAGAUUUGUGGCUGCUCGAAGAUUCAAACCAUUUUCCUCCCGACACAAUCAGUGACUGUUCGGACGACGAGUUUAUGUUUGAUUUUUUUACUGGCAACAAGGUAGUACCAGCCGGUCGUCGACAUGAAAAAAACAAGAAGAGGCCAGAAGAUGAACCGAUCUCGUCGUCCUCGAGUGCGUUUUCAUCUGACUUUUCUUCCUCAUCAAACGACGACUUUUCCGAAUCCGAGGUUGACAAAAAUCACGUCGGGAACAAUCCUACUUCCGCAGCAGGAGCGGACAAAAACAAGAAGAUCAAGACUACUGCGAUGAAGAAAAACCUCAGCCUGAAAGCUGCAACAGCAGCCGCACCAGGAGCUCCAGUUUGUUCAACAUCUACUUCGACCAAAAAAACUACAGAGCUUACGGCCGCCCAGAGAAAGUCGCAAAAUCGGCGCGACAUGAUGAAGUGGGCGGAUAAGGGUUGCAUGGGCGAUAUUCGCAACAUCGACGGUACCACGGCGCGAAAGGGGACCGAGGAAAGCGAGCGAGAUAUCCUGUGCAAAAGUAUCGCACUCGUACUGAUUGCAGUUAUGCAUGACAAGUCUUUUGCUCAAAGUAAAUCAGCAUGACAAAUUCCAUUUCUCACGCUGAGCAAAUUUGUAAUGCGACCUCUUCCUCUACUAGUACGAUACUUUUGCAAUGCAUACGAGAGGAGACUUGGCGAAGGUCACUGAAAGAAAGACAAGAGAAGGAAAAAAUGAAGAACAAAAAAGGAGUCAAGAACAGCAAGGCUGUCACCUUCUACGGCGCAAAUUCCUCAUACUUCCAUUUUGACGACCCUAUGGGCGGACCCCGGAUAAACGCGAAUAAGUCUGUGCGCGUAUUGAAAGGAAAAACUCCCCCUCCCCAUAUCCAAUUGAAAAUCUGUGUUGCAGGAUUUGUGUACACAAAUCAGCUUUGUCUUGCAGUAGAGGACUGCGCGCAGAUACAAGGCCGGGGCUGGGCCUUUUUGGUGUUGGCGCCUCGCAAGGGGGACUCAUCUUCUGCACGCCGUACAGCAUUACAAAUUGCCCGCAAAACCCGGCGCAGUAUCUGGCUUUGCCUUCUUGCAAUACGCAGGCGAUUUGUGUCCGCAAAUCAGCAUCACAAAUUUUCCGAAGUGUGUCUUUUCAGUAACGGGGAGGAGGGAUUUUUCCUUGCGAUAGCGCGUCCCGCUUGACGACGGAGGCGGUGACUUUUUUGGUUCUUCGCAUUUCACUAAGUACACGUACACGAAGGAAGCCCUGUUCCCGCCCGAAAGGCCGAUGCAGUAUUUGCUCGAAACUGGCAUCCAGGAGAAACUGGUCAUGCCGAAGUUCUGCACCACGGGCGUGAACACCGUGUUUCUAUGCAUUGCAAAAGUAUCGUGCUCAUACUCGUAGUAAUUGCAUUUAUGCAUGACAAAUCUUUUUCUUAAGGCAAAUCAGCAUGACGAAUUCCAUUUGUAACGCAGGGCCAAUUUGUAUUGCAAUUCAUACUAGUACGAUACAGAUACUUUUGCAAUUUAUACUUUCCCUCGCCUGACGAUGGCGUGAGUCACACCUCAAUUCUACGCGGCGAAUACAACGACUUCGAAGGUACUUACCGCCGUAACCGGUUCCGGCCACCGGUUUUCGCCGUGUCGGAUUUGAUAUGCAGUGCAAAAGUCUCGUACUCGUAUAUAAAAUGCAUUACAAAUUUUCCCAGCAUGGCAAAUAAGAUUUGUAAUGCGGAUUCACGUUGAGGAGAACAUUUGUAAUGCAUGAUUGCAAUUACUACGAGCGCGACGCUUUUGCAAUGCAUAUUUGAUCAACAAAUAUGCGCGGGAGUUUGCCUUUCUCCCGGACAACCGCCAUAUUGAGAAGAAAAAUCCCCGCUUCCCCUCUCGAAAAGGCAUGUUUCCGAAAAUUUGUCUUGCUGAUUUGAGACCACAAAUCACGUCUGUCUUGCAUGAAGACAAGUGCAGAGGCUUCUGCGCCAUUAUGGAAGUUUGGCAUGCUGUUGGGCCCAGAGGGCAGCCGUUUGUAAUGCUAAGCAACUAGACCCAAACGCCCCGCCCUAGGCUGAGGAUCUGGCUGGAAAGCCGUAUCGCAAGACAGCGCGCAUUUGUGUACGGAGAUCCAGCAUCAGAAACUUCGUCUCGAUAUGGGGACGAGGGGGGAUUCUUCCUUCUGAUACGCCAGAAGACGUAUUUCGCGGGAGCGUAUAAACUCAGCCUAGCGCUGCUCAACCGGGGAGUCCAGUUGAUGGCGGAGUGGUUUGAGCACCUGGAGGAAUUCUCCAUUACAGCGGUGUGCCCCGGGUGGUGCCGAACAAGGUUAGGAAGUGGCGAAGCGACGCGGUCCCCGCAGGAGGGGGCGGAGAGCAUCUGUGCGGCAUUGUUUCUACUCGGGGAGGAGUUGGUGCAGGCCGCGAAGGUGAGUGGGGGUGAGAAGCCGAGGACCAGUGCUGGGGUACUAGCUUCGUCUAGUGCUGGAAUGAAUUCGAAGAAUGUCAAGGUGAUUCAAAACUACAUUAUGUUAGACGAUUUGUACGAGCCGCCGGCGAGAAAUUGUUGUACUGCAGCAGCAGCUUGUGAUGCCAUUGCGCAGCUGAAAGGAGGACCAGCAGCACAGGAGCUUCUUGCAAUACAAGAGGAUCUCCGCGCAUCAGGAACAUCGAGCACGGGACGAGGUGGGUCCUCGUCAACUAGAUCCAGUGGGACUCUCGACCCAACUGCACCUACCGCGCAGCAGCUGCAAGGCCGGAACUUGUUUCCCUCGUGUAGUAGCACCGUACUAAACCGUGACUCUGGAAGGAGUAACGGGAGCUCAACAACAGUUGGGGGUGGGAGCUCUUCGAGUAGCAGUUCUAGUUCUGCAGCGGGUGGUGCUGUGGGGUUGAAUGGAAGAUCCUCAUCCGCUUCAGCUGCUUCUUCGACUUCCAGAGCUACAGUGCAAGCAAAUGCUUUACCAUCUUCGUCCUCCGCUCUUGUUUCCUUCAACCCCUUUGACAUAUCAGGUAAUAAGAACAAGAAAGGAAAUAGCACCACGACGACGAGCAAGAAGCUCCUGGAUCAAGGUGGGAUGAAUAAAAACAGCUCAUCAUGGGGUGACCCUACGGACAACGAAACAGAUUCUGAUGGUGUGUCGCAACUACAGAAAACUAUCUCCUUCGCAGACGCCUCGGAGAUGCAGAUACCGGUUUUGGAAAGAGAGUGGAAGCAGCACUGGCUAGAGUUUAAAAAGAAGUUUCAUGGAAAGUUAUCCAGGGACGGGAAAGAAUUGAACUACUACGGGCUCACGAAUGCGUGGUGAAGAGGAUGAGGAACGGAAAAGAGGCUCGCGUGUUGAUGAGUUUAGGUGGCUGUUUUAUGCGCGAACUUUAUACAGUGAUCACUUUGAUGGCGAGUACACGAAUUUCUGCACAGAGCUUCAUACCGGAGAAAUCAAGCUUUUCCUGCACAGAUUAGGAUGAAAAUCUUCAGC
Molecule: messenger RNA, 10087 nt
Organism: Amoebophrya sp. A120
Lineage: Eukaryota; Dinophyceae; Syndiniales; Amoebophryaceae
Source: the annotation of a GenBank genome assembly